AUGGCAGUGAACUUCACCUCCAUCCCUUUGGUCGACUACCAGGACUCACUUUCCCCUGAUACAAAGCCACGCUUCCUCUCCGCGCUUAGGAGUGCACUCGUCGAUGUAGGUUUCUUUUACCUUCAGAACCCUCCGAUUGAGGCCGAAGUACGGGAGACACUUGUGAAGACAACGGGUGCAUUUUUCGACCUCCCAACAAAAAAGAAGCAGGAGCUGGACGUGGCCCACAGUAAACACUUCCGGGGAUACGGCUGCGCGGGUGCUGAAAAAACAGCUACAAUAAGCGACCAGCGGGAAACUUUAACAGUUGGUAUCGACGCACCUGUCCAUGGCUCGGACUCGCCCAUCUACUACGGUCUCGAGGGACCUAAUCAGGUAUGGCAAGAGACUUACAUCUAUCCAAAAUGGCCAUUGCUGACUAUAACCACAAAGUGGCUUCCUGAAGAAGCUACCCCAGGCCUCCGUAAAGCAGUCGAAGUAUACAUUGAUCAGACCCAAAAGCUGGCAGAGACGUUUGUGUUUUUUAUUGCUGAAGCAUUGGAAAUACACCCUGAUGCUUUUACAAAGGUGCUCCAGAGGGAAUACCCCUACAGCCUCCUGAGAAUCGGUGCCUAUCCUCAAAUGGACCCUUCAAAGCCUACUGCGGCAGAUAUCCAGGGUGUUGGGCCUCACAAGGAUUCAAGCUUCUUGACCUACCUGCUUCAAGGAACCGGUCAUUCAAGUCUAGAGGCGCAGAACAAAGCGGGAACAUGGAUCUCGGUCCCCCCCUAUCCCGAACACACUUGUGGAGUUUGCGUUGCCACUACUCACCGAGUCAACUUGAGACCAGCUCAAUACCUUGGAGCGAAUAAUAUGCCUCUCGGAAAGCGCUUGAGUUUCGCAUUCUUCCAAAUGGUGGCUCUCGAUGUGACUCCUGAGGAUAUGAGAGUGGUGUUACCUGCUCAUAUUUUGGCUUUACGCGAGAAGGAUGUGAAGUCCGACGCUGAAACAUUCUUCGCUGAUCUUUUCAAAGGCCCUGCUGGUGAGGCGCUUUUAACAAAUUGCAUCACGAGCUAUCCUGAAAUGGGGAAGCGAUGGUACCCUGAAAUGUUAGCUAAAAUGCUUGAGCAGCAGCAUAAAGGUAAAUUGCUAGAUGAUGCCAGACUUGCUGGAAAGUCUCAGACGGUUUAA
Molecule: messenger RNA, 1170 nt
Organism: Penicillium crustosum
Lineage: Eukaryota; Fungi; Ascomycota; Eurotiomycetes; Eurotiales; Aspergillaceae
Exons: 3
Coding region: 1-1170 (389 amino acids)
Source: RefSeq, a predicted model, not a curated record